AUGGCGAUGAUCAUUGGCUUACUUGACAUCAUCAUAGCAUUCAUUUUCUUCCUCGUCUUGUAUUGUCUUUUCCUCCACAUGAGAACUCAAACGCCUUUCCCCACAAACUGGCCAGUCCUUGGGAUGCUUCCGGGUCUGCUCCUCCAAAUUCAUCGUAUCCACGACUGGCUCACCCAGGUUCUUGAGGCGGCCAAUAUGACGUUUCGUUUAAAAGGACCAUGGGGUAGUGGAACGGACAUAUUGGUUACUGUUGAUCCAGUGAAUGUCCACUACAUUCUAAGUUCACAUUUCGUUAAUUACCCCAAAGGUGAGGAGUUUCAGAAGAUUUUUGAAUUCUUGGGAGAUGGGAUAUUCAACGUCGACUCAGGUUUGUGGGAGGAAAUGAGAAACUCGUCUCAUGCCAUUUUUAGCCAUCAAGAUUUUAGAAGUUUCUCGGUGAGCACAAGCGUAAGCAAAUUAAGACAAGGCCUUGUUCCAAUUCUUGAAAACGCUUCUGAGAAAAACAUCCUUGUCGACUUGCAAGAUUUGUUCCAGAGAUUCUUGUUCGACACAUCUUCGAUUUUGAUGACUGGGUAUGAUCCAAGGUAUCUCUCCACUGAAAUGCCCAAGGUUGAGUGGGGCGCCGCCGUGGAAGGAGUUUCAGAUGGGAUUUUCUAUAGACAUUUCAAGCCGGCUUUCUUGUGGAGGCUCCAACACUGGAUCGGUAUAGGAAUAGAGAAGAAGAUGAGAAGCGGUAUUGAGGUUUUCGAUCAAUGGUUAGGGAAGAUCAUAUCGGCUAAACGCGAAGAGAUAAAAAAUCAUGAGAAAGGAGAUGCCAUGGACGUUUUAACGUAUUACAUGACCAUAAACACGGAGAAAUAUAAACUCUUGAAACCGGGCGAUGAUAAGUUCAUGAGAGACAUUAUUUUGGGGUUUCUAUUAGCGGGAAGAGACACCGUAAGCUCAGCUCUCACUUGGUUUUUCUGGCUUCUCUCCAAGAACCCUGAAGCAAUGGCCAAGAUCCGAGACGAGAUCAACAAGAAGAUGCCAAAGUUUGACCCAACAGAGUUACACAAGCUUGUGUAUCUAGAAGGCGCCGUGUGUGAGGCGCUAAGGCUAUACCCACCAGUCCUAUUUAACCACAAGUCACCGGCGAAGCCAGACGUGCUUCCAAGCGGGCAUAGAGUCGAUGAGAACUGGAAGAUAGUAAUCAGUAUUUAUGCAUUGGGAAGGAUGAAAUCCGUUUGGGGAGAUGACGCAGAAGAGUUCAGACCAGAGAGAUGGAUCUCAGACAGCGGAACGUUGAGACAUGAGCCUUCGUAUAAGUUUUUGGCGUUUAGCUCUGGUCCAAGAACUUGCUUGGGCAAGAAGUUAACGUUCUUGCAGAUAAAGACAGUGGCUGUGGAAAUCAUACGAAAGUAUGACUUUAAGGUCAUUGAAGGGCACAAACCCAAACCAGUUUCUUCUGUUCUUCUUCGCAUGCAAGAUGGUCUCAAAGUGAGUGUUACUAAGAUCUAG
This is a messenger RNA of Brassica oleracea var. oleracea, 1497 nucleotides long. RefSeq names its product alkane hydroxylase MAH1. Lineage: Eukaryota; Viridiplantae; Streptophyta; Magnoliopsida; Brassicales; Brassicaceae. Gene Ontology annotation, molecular function: heme binding; iron ion binding; monooxygenase activity. The record is from RefSeq and is a predicted model, not a curated record.